Messenger RNA from Pleurotus ostreatus (oyster mushroom), 1236 nucleotides. RefSeq lists its product as uncharacterized. The coding region runs from base 1 to 1236 and encodes 411 amino acids. Lineage: Eukaryota; Fungi; Basidiomycota; Agaricomycetes; Agaricales; Pleurotaceae. The record is from RefSeq and is a predicted model, not a curated record. The transcript has 2 exons.
AUGUUGGGCAUCGAACGGAAGUACCAGCCAGAAGCGCUUCCCAUCGAACUCAUUGCAGAAAUCAUCGCUAUUGCUGUAAACGGUGGCUCAAUUCCUCGCGAAGUGUCACGGUUCCUUGCAGCUAGCUCGCUGGUGUCUCGCACCUGGAAUGCACUCUGCCGACCGUACAUCUUCCACACUAUCACCAUAUCGUUCGAGAGAGCGCAUCACAAGCUCUACUUCCUUCACUUCGAGGCUCCACACCUCAGCCAACAUAUCCACGCACUUGAGCUUUAUCUCUGGCCGUCUCACCCAUGCACUGCUGAGGAAUGGUUCCCCGAAUGUUGUGGUCGGCUGAAGAAUCUGCGUGUGUUGCACUUCGAGUCUCGGCCAAGCUUUGACUUGUCAAUGGCGCCAGCGCCGCUUGCCGCGGGGAUUUCAACCAUGCUUUCUGCACCUCGCCUUCGCAAGGUGGUGUUACGUGGUUGGAGGUUUCGCGGAGACGCUUCUGAUGUCACCAACAUGCUGUCUCCCACUCUGGAGGGACUAAUCAUCCAAGACUCAUCGACCAGAUCCGGUGAGGGGGAGGGGUCGUCUACCAUACGUCUGGAUGCUCUUCGAAGCCUAGAGAUGCUAAAUGUAUCCGACCGUCUGCUCCGAUUCGACAACCUCAUCCAAUGUCCGAAUCUCCAUAGCUUUACCGUUGAAUGGUCUCCUUACCAGCACUGGGAUUUACCAAUAUGGCUCUCAGACAGUCUUUCAGAGCUCAGGUUGAAAGCUGUACCCGGUUGCGAUAUUCCCAACUUUGGGAUGGUCGUAAAGCCAUCUGUGAUGGUCAUUGACCUGGUCACUUGGAGCUCGUUCCUCGACAUCUUUACUUGGAUCAAGGAUUGCUUAAAUCAUCUUCCAUUUCCCAACUCCAUUCAGACACUUACACUCAAUAUCGAGCGCACUUACUUCGACCUGCUUCAUACAGAGGAGCUUCACCCUGAAGCAUCGGAUUACAUGGUGUUAUCACGAUCCCUUCGACAACUUGUCGAGCACGGAGAGUUGAAAUAUAUCAACCUCGAUAUCAAGAUGGACGCAAGGAAGUUGUCGAGAUCGAAGGACUUGCAUAUCGACGAGGGGCGAGGGCUAGCAAAGCUGAAGACUGGAUUUGCAGGGUUGUUGGAAGCAAAUGUGCUCAACAUAAACUUAAUCUUAUUGCAGCGAUCAGGAAACAGAGUUCUCGAGACGGCUUUAGCCCGUAGACGUUAA